Molecule: messenger RNA, 3392 nt
Organism: Pezoporus occidentalis (night parrot)
Lineage: Eukaryota; Metazoa; Chordata; Aves; Psittaciformes; Psittacidae
Gene: ALDH4A1
Product: aldehyde dehydrogenase 4 family member A1
Exons: 14
Coding region: 16-1833 (605 amino acids)
Molecular function (GO): L-glutamate gamma-semialdehyde dehydrogenase (NAD+) activity
Source: RefSeq, a predicted model, not a curated record
CUGUGGCUGGUGGCGAUGUCCAGGCUCGGUGCCUGGCUCGGGCAUCGUGAUGCAAUGGGCGGAUGGAGCUCGGGAACAAUAGCACGGGGCUGUGCCUGGGCACGCGUGGCCGGGUGGCACCAGGAGCCAAAGCCACGCGUUGCUGGGAGGCCGGGGAGGAGGGAACCAGCGGGGUUCGGUGUCUCCUCUGCCUCCUGUCCCAGGCGGAGGUGGCGGCACCACUCGGCCAUCACGGUGACCAACGAGCCCGUCCUGGAGUUUAAGGCAGGGAGCCCCGAGCGAGCAGCGCUGCAGAAGGCACUUGCUGACCUGAAGGGCAAGACAGAAGCCAUCCCAUGUGUGAUUGGGGGAGAAGAGGUGUGGACACCAACGGUGCGGUACCAGCUGUCGCCAUUUAACCAUGCACACAAGGUGGCCAAGUUCUGCUAUGCCAGCAAGGAGCUCAUUAACAAAGCCAUUAAUGCUGCCUUGGCAGCGAGGAAGGAAUGGGACCUAAAACCAGUGCAGGACCGGGCGCAGAUCUUCCUGAAGGCAGCUGACAUGCUGAGCGGGCCGAGGCGAGCUGAAGUGCUGGCCAAAACCAUGAUCGGGCAGGGCAAGACAGUGAUCCAGGCAGAGAUCGAUGCUGCUGCUGAGCUGAUCGACUUCUUCCGAUUCAACGCCAAGUACGCCCUGGAGCUGGAGAAGAGCCAACCCAUCAGCGUGGACAUCAGCACCAACAGCAUGGUCUACCGGGGGCUGGAGGGUUUCGUGGCAGCCGUCUCCCCCUUCAACUUCACAGCCAUCGGUGGGAACCUGGCCGGGGCUCCAGCACUGAUGGGGAACGUGGUGCUGUGGAAGCCCAGUGACACUGCCCUGCUCUCCAGCUACGCUGUCUACAAGAUCCUGCUGGAGGCCGGGCUCCCUCCCAACGUCGUGCAGUUCGUGCCGGCGGACGGGCCCGUGUUUGGGGACACCGUCACGAGCUCCGAGCACUUGUGUGGGCUCAACUUCACCGGCAGCGUGCCAACUUUCAAGCGGCUCUGGAAGCAGGUGUCAGAAAACCUGGAUCGCUACCGCAACUUCCCGCGCCUGGCUGGAGAGUGCGGCGGCAAGAACUUCCACCUGGUGCACAGCUCUGCCGACGUGGGCAGCGUGGUGAACGGGACCCUGCGCUCCGCCUUCGAGUACGGCGGCCAGAAAUGCUCCGCCUGCUCCCGCCUCUACGCCCCGGCCUCGCUGUGGCCCCACAUCAAAGAGAAGCUGCUGGAGGAGCACGGGAAGAUCAAAGUGGGAGAUCCCACCCAGGACUUCGGGACGUUUUUCUCUGCAGUCAUUGAUGACAAGUCUUUUGCACGGAUAAAGAAGUGGAUCGAGCACGCCAAGAAGUCGCCCAACCUCACCAUCCUGGCCGGAGGCGGCUGCGACGACAGCGUCGGGUACUUCAUCGAGCCCUGCAUCGUGGAGAGCAAAGACCCACAGGAUCCCAUCAUGAAAGAGGAGAUCUUUGGCCCCAUCCUCACGGUUUACGUCUACCCGGAGGAGCGGUACAAGGAGGUCCUGGAGCUCAUCGACACCACCACCCCCUACGGCCUCACGGGGGCGGUCUUCGCCCAGGAGAAGCGAAUCAUCGAGGAGGCCAGGAGCUUCCUGCGCAACGCGGCCGGCAAUUUCUACAUCAAUGACAAGUCGACGGGCUCCGUCGUGGCCCAGCAGCCCUUCGGAGGCUCUCGCAUCUCAGGCACCAACGACAAACCUGGUGGCCCCCACUACAUCCUGCGCUGGACAUCUCCUCAGGCCAUCAAGGAGACACACGUGCCCCUGACGGACUGGCGCUAUGCCUACAUGCAGUGACACCUCCUGCUGCCCGGCCCCACUGCUACUACUGAUCCUCAACGCACAGAGUGGCCUUGAGCUACGCCCUCGAGAAGCACUUAGAUCUACUGAUCUCUAACCUGAGCUUAGGGUUUAUUUUGAAAGGAAAAUUCUAUUAUUAAACUGUAAAUGCAGAAGAGAAAAACCUUGUGGUCCAUGUAAGGGUGAUGUGUUAAUGGAUUCAGGGGUGCUGGAGGUGUGUGGUUGCAUCCCAGAUUCCUUUUGUCAUAGAAUCCUUGACUGGUUUGGGUUGGAAAGGACCUUAAGAUCCAGCUCCAACCCUUGCCAUGGGCAGGGACACCUUUCAUUAGACCAGGUUGCUCCAAGCCCCAUCCAACCUGGCCUUCUGUUUUGUCCAUCCCGAGUGGUCCACCGCGGUUCCCUCUCAGUGGGGCUGCAGUUAAAGCAGGAGCUGAGCAUUAAGAGGCUGGCCCCGUCCUGCCAAAAGCUGUAUCAUUCCCUGUGUCCCCGGGGAGCUGCACCAGCAGAAACCAUUGGAAGCUGAGGGCUGCCUGAGCCAGCCUUGCUGGGAGUUUUGGGCAGCUGGGCUUGCCCUAAACCACAGUCAAUGUGAUGGGAGCCCUGAGCUCUGUUUUCUCCCUGUCCCUGAGCAAGGGCAAAGCUCAGACAGCCCCAAACGUUCUUGAUGUAGGGAGAGAACCUGGCAGGAGAGGGCAGCUGGGAGUGUGGUGCUGCUUCAGGUGAGUUUAAGUGCCUUAUUCCUGUGCUCUGAGGGCAGCAGAUGGGGUUCCCUGUACGUUACCUUGCAGAUGGUCUUGGUAUGCGCAGACAUCGGGCAGGUGGAGCAGCAGCACCCCGCUUGGUGCCCUUGUUUCAUCACUGGUGAGGAGGUCAGGCUGCCUCCCAUGGGUUUUGGCUGCUUCUCCUGCUCCAGUCCUUGCAUGUUCACUGCAUGUUGUUAAGAGGUGUUUCAGGAACAGGACCCGUCCUGCACAAGCUGCAGCAUCCCUCAAAUCCCUGGAAGGAAUUGAAGGGGAAACUGAGGGAAUUUCACUUCAUUACCAGGAGGGGCUGGGAAAGCAGCUGGGGGCUGCAAGAAUCAGAGCAAGAGGCAUCUCCCAGCCCCUUGUGCUCUGUCCAGGGCUGUGCUCUGGCCUGCAGAGCUGCUUCUGACACGGGCACAUCACUGGGGCUCUGCGAGCUGCCCUGGUGUGAAGUCAGAUCAGUGCUGGCCCCUGUGGUCCCUGUUGCUGUGACCUGUGCAGGGGCUGCCUUGCCAUCAGUGCGGUCACACCAAUGGGUCCUGCAGUGGGAACAGGAAAAGGGAUCUUAGGAACGGUCUGUGUCCUUCCAGGAUCAUUUCUAAUCUAAACCCCUUGGUAACACCUACAAUUAAUAACUGUUCAGUUACCAGGGUUUGCAGCCAGAGUGGAGAACCCUGCUGUAAUAAGCAUUAAGUGUGGAUCUUGUCCAGGCCUGGGCUGGUAUUUAGCAUGCAGCUCAUGAAGGUGUUGCACUGAUAGGUGUGAAUUUUGGUUUAACUGAGAAAAUCUGCAAUAAAAUAAACUUUAAACACC